CUGGCGGUGUCAACCUCAGUCUGCCGGCGGCCAUCAUAGUGAGCGGACGUCAUGACAGCCAAACUAGUUUGUUUACUUGCGCUGGCCUGGGUUUGCGCGGCCCAGCGGAAUCAAUACAAGGUCCCAGAGGCGAAGCUGGAAGCCAUCUACCCCAGAGGCUUGAGGGUAUCCAUUCCAGAUGACGGCUUCUCCCUCGUCGCUUUCCAUGGCAAGCUCAACGAAGAGAUGGAAGGUCUGGAAGCUGGCAUGUGGGCGAGAGACAUAGUAAAGCCGAAAGACGGCAAGUUCUGGUUCAGGGACCGCAACAUCCAACUGAAACUGGGCGACAAAGUCUACUUCUGGACUUACGCGAUCAAGGAUGGGCUGGGCUACCGGCAGGAUAAUGGAGAAUGGACUGUCACUGAAUUCGUGAACGAAAAGGGCGAGAGGGUUGACGUCGCCAACCCACCUGACCCUACAACAACGCAACGGCCACAGAGCCCUCCUCAAGGCCCAUCUCAACCCCCUACAUGGAAUCCUCCUCCUCCAACACAAUCUGUUUGUCCAAAAUCCGUGACUGUGGUGCAAGGACGCAACACAGUCUGUAUAAAUGAGCUGAUCUUCAGCGAAGAGUUUGACAAGUCUUCUAUUAAAGACCUCAACAACUGGGACGAAGAAAUCAGGUUCCCGCUUCAGCCUGACUACCCAUUCAACGUAUACAUGUCAGAUGGCACCUUGAAAUUGGAAAAUGGACGACUUUCUAUCACUCCUGUGCUGCUAGAAUCACAUUUCCAUGAGGGCUUCGUCACCGAAUCUUUGAACUUAAACAGAUGUACUGGUACCUUAGAGACGAUCGAGUGCAAGCAGGUAGCAAAUGGUGCCCAAAUUCUGCCACCAGUCAUGACCGGGAAGAUCACCACCCGCAACCGGUUCAACUUCAAGUUCGGACGAGUGGAGAUCAGGGCUAAGCUGCCUGCUGGAAACUGGCUUAUACCUGAACUGAACUUGGAGCCUCAUGACAACAUCUACGGCUCCCGCCGCUACGAGUCUGGGCUGAUGCGGGUAGCCUUCGCUAAAGGAAACCCGGAAUACGCCAAGAAACUCUUCGGAGGACCAGUUCUUUCGGACUCCGAACCUUACAGAUCGUUGUUGAUGAAGGAAAAGAUUGGCAUAGACAACUGGAAUAAGGAUUUCCACAAUUACACCCUAAUUUGGAAACCAGACGGCAUCGAUCUAUUCGUCGACGGCAGCCAGUACGGGAGCGUUCGCCCGGGAGAUGGCUUCGCCGCCAGCGGGCGGGAAAACCUCGUGCCCCAUGCCGGGCUCUGGACCAAAGGAACCAUAAUGGCGCCGCUUGAUGAAAUGUUCUACAUCGCCAUUGGCCUUCGCGUAGGAGGCAUUCACGACUUCCCCGACAGUCCAGAGAAGCCCUGGGGGAACCGAGCCGCCAAAGGCAAACUGGACUUCUGGGAAAGCCGCGACACUUGGCAGCCAUCUUGGUACGACGCCAGCAUGCUGGUAGACUCCGUCAAGUCCAAAAUGUUAGGAUCAAAAAUUAUUUCAGUGGUGCUUUUGUUAGGUUUAGAAUCUGUGUUGUGUCGAGUUGAUGUGCCGCCUGCAAAGCUUGAAGCCAUCUACCCUAAAGGACUUAGGGUUUCUAUACCAGACAAUGGCUUCUCACUCUUCGCUUUCCACGGCAAGCUCAACGAAGAAAUGGACGGUCUGGAAGCUGGCUUCUGGUCCCGGGACAUCACCAAGGUGAAGGACGGUCGGUGGACCUUCAGGGACAGGAACGCCGAGCUGAAGAUAGGGGACAAGGUCUACUUCUGGACGUACGUCAUCAAAGAUGGCCUAGGAUACAGACAGGAUAAUGGAGAAUGGACUGUCACAGGCUACGUCGACGAGCAAGGAAACCCUGUAGACGCUACCGGGUCACCUGCACCUAACUCUGGCCCGCAGAAACCAAAUUCUGGGUCAUUUCCUUCAUCAACAGCACCAACCUUGAGUGGGAAUCUUCCUUGCGAAGUCUCAUUGUCCAAGGUCUCCGUGCCAGGCUUUGUGUGUAAGGGCCAGCUGAUCUUUGAAGACAACUUCAACGGGCCUCUCAGUAAAGGGAAAAUUUGGACGGAAGAGAUCUUGUUCCCAGGUGAACCGGACUACCCGUUCAACGUUUAUCUCAACGACAGAAACUUGCGAGUGAGAGACGGCAAGCUGAUGAUCAAGCCUGUCACCCUUGAAUCCAAGUUUGGGGAAGACUACAUCAGGCAAUCCUUGGACCUGACCACAAGAUGUACCGGCGCCGUCGGCACGCAGGAGUGCGUCCAAGAGGCUUCUGGACCCUUCAUCCUUCGCCCCAUCAUCACCGCGAAAGUCACCACAAGGAACAAGUUCAGCUUCAAGUACGGCCGAGUGGAGGUCCGCGCCAAGAUGCCCGUUGGAGACUGGCUGGUGCCAAUCAUUCAACUGGAGCCCCUGGCCCAAGUGUAUGGAGUCAAGAACUACGCGUCGGGCAUCCUCCGCAUAGCCUGCGCUAAGGGCAACCCUGAGUACUCCAGGAAGCUCGUCGGUGGACCCAUCAUGUGUGGCAAUGAGCCUUACAGGAGUACUCACCUGAAGGAGAAGGUCGGCUACGAGCAAUGGGCUAAAGAUUUCCACAACUACACCCUUGAAUGGAGACCCGACGGUAUCUCUCUCCUGGUGGACGGUGAGAAGUAUGGCGAGGUGACUCCAGGAGCUGGGUUCUUCGAAGACGCGAAGAAGCAUGACGUAGCGGCCGCCUCGCAGUGGCUGAAGGGUACAGCCAUGGCACCUUUUGACGAAAUGUUCUACAUUUCCAUCGGCCUCAACGUGGGUGGUUUGAACGAGUUCCCCGACGGUGACUCCAAGCCGUGGUACGACAAGUCCUCGAAGGCCAUGCUGAGGUUCUGGGAGGCGCGCGAGCAGUGGUUCGGCACGUGGUUCCCGGACACCAACCAACUCCAAGUGGAAUACGUUAAGGUCUACGCGUUGUAAAGAUGCUUGCGUCGCUACUCGAACGAACUGUAUGAACUGAAUAAAUAGUUAAGUUACCUACAUAACUAAGUACAUAGUUUAAUAAAAAAAACAGAUGUUUUA
Molecule: messenger RNA, 3093 nt
Organism: Ostrinia nubilalis (European corn borer)
Lineage: Eukaryota; Metazoa; Arthropoda; Insecta; Lepidoptera; Crambidae
Exons: 18
Coding region: 52-2991 (979 amino acids)
Biological process (GO): carbohydrate metabolic process
Molecular function (GO): carbohydrate binding; hydrolase activity, hydrolyzing O-glycosyl compounds
Source: RefSeq, a predicted model, not a curated record